UGUGCACGAUAGGUGUCAAGCUACCAUUUGAAUGCAUGUUAGAGCUGCCCCCUGCGCCAUGCAAAUGCGUGUCACCGUUCAAUCCACGCGUCUGUGCAUCGACGUGAUGCCGGGACGCGGCCACGGACUGGUGUGUGCCACCCGCUUCCGCAACGCUUAGUGGUGCGUCUUCAGCUCUGACGCCGCUGCCUCUUCUCAUCACCGGCGGGUAAAGGAGAUGCGAUAGCGGCUGUGAAACCAAGAGCGCGAUUGGCGGGUGCGUGUUCCUCUUUUUCUCGCCUCCUCGCGCCGAUGCGAACAGCGCAGACUUCCUCGUACGCGUCCAGUGCGCCGCGCUCCGCCGCUCCGUCCGCAUCGCAAGGACUCCGACCCAGCGCAACGACUCGCCACGCAGGAGGGAUGGAGCUCCCACGGAGGAGAUGAGGAUUAGCCCCUGCCCACGGCCACGAGUGUAGAAGAACGCGCGCGACCGCAGAAGUCACAGUCAAAGUGAGAGUUUCCAGCGAAGAGGCACCAUGGGCUGCGUGGGCUCCAAAAAGGAGCAGGAGGCCCUCGGCAAAGGGACGGGCAGCGACGAGCAGCAGAGCCGCGCGCAUGCGGCCCACUACGUCAAAGACCCCACCGCAGGACACUCUGGGAACAAAGCUGGCAAAAUGCCGCCCAACGCUUCAGAUGGAGAGACUAUCGCUAUGGCGCUGUACGACUACGAGGCCAUUCACGAUGGAGACCUCGGCUUCAAGAAAGGAGAGCGACUCAAGAUCUUAGAAGAAUCGGGGGAGUGGUGGAAAGCUAAGUUAAUCAGCACAGGUCAGGAAGGCUUCAUCCCCAGUAAUUACGUCGCCAAAGACACUCUGGAGGCAGAGGAGUGGUUCUUCAAGGGCGUGAGCCGGAAAGAUGCAGAGAGGCAGCUGCUGGCCUCGGGGAAUAGAGUGGGGUCCUUCAUGAUCCGAGACAGCGAGACCACCAAGGGCAGCUACUCUCUGUCUGUCAGGGACAGCGACGCCCAGUCCGGGGAAACGGUCAAACAUUAUAAGAUCCGGACACUGGACAAUGGGGGAUUUUACAUCUCGCCGAGAAUCACCUUCAACACUCUGCAGGAGCUGGUCGCCCAUUACAAGAAGCAAGGUGAUGGCCUUUGUCAAACCCUGACCACCGCGUGCCUGAGCCCUAAACCAGAGAAGCCAUGGGAGAAAGAUGCCUGGGAAAUCCCAAGAUCAUCUCUGAAACUGGACAAGAGGCUCGGUGCCGGCCAGUUUGGAGAGGUCUGGAUGGCCACAUACAACAAGCACACAAAGGUGGCAGUGAAGACCAUGAAGCCGGGCAGCAUGUCAGUGGAAGCCUUCCUGAUGGAGGCCAACUUGAUGAAGUCGCUUCAGCACGACAAACUGGUCCGCCUCAACGCCGUGGUCACCAAAGAGGAGCCAAUUUACAUCAUCACUGAGUAUAUGGAGAAAGGGAGUUUGCUAGACUUCUUAAAAAGCGACGAGGGCAACCGUGUGCAGCUGCCCAAGCUCAUUGACUUCUCUGCGCAGAUUGCGGAGGGCAUGGCCUACAUCGAGCAGAGGAACUACAUCCACAGAGAUCUGAGAGCUGCCAAUAUUCUGGUCAAUAAGGCCUUAGUGUGCAAAAUCGCUGACUUUGGUCUGGCUCGAAUCAUCGAAGACAACGAGUACACGGCCAGGGAAGGAGCUAAAUUUCCCAUCAAGUGGACGGCCCCUGAAGCCAUCAACUACGGCUCCUUCACCAUAAAGUCGGACGUCUGGUCCUUUGGUAUCUUGUUGACUGAGAUAAUCAGCUAUGGACGCACACCAUACCCAGGGAUGACCAACCCAGAAGUGAUUCGCUCCCUGGAGAAGGGCUACCGCAUGCAGCGCUUGGACAGCUGUCCCACCGAACUUUAUGAAAUUAUGCUGGAGUGCUGGAAGAACAAGCCUGAAGACCGUCCCACAUUCGAUUACCUGCAGAGCGUCCUGGAGGAUUUCUAUACAGCCACAGAAAGCCAGUACCAGCAGCAGCCUUGAUACUUAACAAUCCUAUAUAUCAUUCCUGUCAUAUUACUCUUCCAUUCAUGCUAUAGGUCCAAUUUCUGCAUAUUUCUGAGCACACAUGGGCACAAUCCCCUUUUACCAGUCGGUCAUUUACUGUCUCUCUUACUCAUCUGCACACACAAAAUGUAUUGAAGGAAGGGACUGCACGGAAAUUACUAGAUUUGGUUGAAAUUAACUUUUUUAAGUUCUGCCAAACAUAUGUAAUAUUUCCUUUUGGCCAUUUAAGAUUUAAAUUGAAACAUUUUACAGUCAAGCCAUUAAGAGCAGAAACAUUUUAAUUUAUAAUGAAUAUUAGGAUGUUAUGAUAAUAACAUCCUACCUCACGCUUUGGUCGGGGGAACGAUACAUUAACACGGUCGUGUUCUGUUCUAAAGGCUUUGUUAACUUAUGAUUUAACAGGCGUCCAACAGAGCUGCAUCAGCUGGACUGGGUCUGUUUGUUAUGUUUAGUCGACAUUUCUGUCUAGAAGGUAAUUGUAGGUACAGUAUCAGGACAGCUUUGUAGAUGUGUGGUUGCUUGCAGAACUGGACCAAUAUGCUGGACUAGUCUCUGUGUAUCAUUAAAAAUAGUAAUCAUAAACAUGCAAGAAAAACUAGUUGCAGAUGUUUGACCUAUAAAUAUAGAAACAUUAAUAUUUAUUGUUUUGCGUUCACUCAUCCCACAAUUUUUGUAUAGUCCCUGAAUACAUACAAUGUGUUUACAUUCACAAGAUGUAGGAGCCCUUGCUAUUGUAAAACCUUGGCCGCCUCAAAACUGAACUAUUGUAUUAUUUUACAGAACGUGGUCAUAUUCACAAACAGUUGUAGGCCACCUGAAAGCAGCUGGAUAUAACCACAGCACAGAUGUUGGCGGUGGUCUUAAUAGGCGUGGUUGUAAUAAGCUGUUAAACCAGCAAAGUUUAUAAAUGUCUAGACUCUCCCAUCUUGAGAGUCAUGGAUUGGAUCAUUAAUACUCCUUAAUAGUGCCUUUUGACACUUUGACAGUAUAUUUCAUGGAUUAUGUACAUAAACAAACAUACUGGACGUAAAGAAGUGCAUGUUUAGAAAUUGGAUCUAAUAAUGCUUAUUGCUUAUUUUUUCCAGUUGAGUUGUUUAGCUGCUUGCUGAAAAUCAGUGCAUAUACUGUGUACAUUCCAAACUUUCUUUUUGUGUAAAGUACGACUGUGCUGUUACUAUUCUAUAUUUAAGUUUCUCAUAUUGUCCAAAAUAGCACAAGGUUUUGCACAGAAUCAAUGUUAACCAUAUAUGGGCUAAUGAAUUAUUCAGGUUCUCAUAAUUUAACAAUGUUACAUUAAUAGCUAUGAAACAAAUGGCUGACCAUAAUCAGACCAUAAUCAUAAACUUUCAAAGGGAAUGUUAAGUGAUUUUAUGUGUUGAUACAUUUGGGAUCAUAUAUCCCUUUCCAUAUACAGUAAAAAGUGAUAUACAAAAGGAGUGGAUGUGUGACAAUACAAGUCAAUGCCCAGCACUGUACAUAUAUUCAUUACAUUAAGAAUAUUUUUGAGAUUUUCCUGCAUAUUUUGUUAGAUGCUUGUUUCAGUAAACUGUCAUGAAACAUUUCAAAUAAACCCUUAAGAAACAAG
This is a messenger RNA of Betta splendens (Siamese fighting fish), 3630 nucleotides long. RefSeq names its product HCK proto-oncogene, Src family tyrosine kinase (gene hck). Gene Ontology annotation, molecular function: signaling receptor binding; non-membrane spanning protein tyrosine kinase activity; ATP binding. The coding region runs from base 516 to 2021 and encodes 501 amino acids. Gene Ontology annotation, biological process: innate immune response; cell surface receptor protein tyrosine kinase signaling pathway; cell differentiation. Lineage: Eukaryota; Metazoa; Chordata; Actinopteri; Anabantiformes; Osphronemidae. The record is from RefSeq and is a predicted model, not a curated record. The transcript has 13 exons. Gene Ontology annotation, cellular component: extrinsic component of cytoplasmic side of plasma membrane.